Messenger RNA from Drosophila suzukii, 740 nucleotides. RefSeq lists its product as uncharacterized. The record is from RefSeq and is a predicted model, not a curated record. Lineage: Eukaryota; Metazoa; Arthropoda; Insecta; Diptera; Drosophilidae.
AAUUGAGGGGGCUAAGAUACACACUCGCUGGACACUCGGACCGUGUUGACGUUGCGCUCGUCGCUGCACAAAAUCGAUAGGUUAAGGAGUGUGUGGUGCUAGCAAUGCAUAUUGAACGCCGAACUUCAUACGUUGUCCGCUUGAGGGAUCAGGAAAUCGAGUAGGGCCACUAAUUCCAUAAAUGCGCAAGGUGGCGUCCUGCUUUUACACUUGCAUGGGUCUGAUGCGGACUGUGGGAGUCGGGGUCGGUGCCGGCAGCGAUGCCCAAUUGCCGGAGGAGUCGGUAUCCACGCUGAAUCAUUUGCCGACCUACAGGCAGAUUCCCGGCGCCGGAACGGGCGCUGGAUCGGCGCCAGCCAAGCGGGUGCCCGUCCUCUUCUCCACCAAUCGAGGACUCUAUCUGCGCCUCGCCCAGCCACUGGGGGAGCAGAUGGAGGUGCUGACCCUUCAACCACGCGGACAGAACUACAACAUCAGCUUCUGCGAUCUGGAACGUUGGAGCACCAAUCGCGCCAAUGUUGUCAGUUUGGAGGACACCUUUACCAUCAUGCAGCAGCGCAAUAAAUCGCCGGAAUCUCUCAACUAUCAGCCACGCCUGUGGAAAAACAACGUCAGCUACAGCCUGAUGCACUGAACUGAAAGCACCUCAAGAUACUAAUCCUUCACAAUACAAUAGCUGUAGACCGAUGGACAAACAAUCUGUGUGUAAAACUAAUUACAACUAUUUUUACUUUAAAUAA